Empidonax traillii (willow flycatcher) is the source of this 1172-nucleotide messenger RNA. It is a transcript of the gene MON1B, whose product is annotated as MON1 homolog B, secretory trafficking associated. The transcript has 3 exons. The annotation marks the transcript as partial. The record is from RefSeq and is a predicted model, not a curated record. Lineage: Eukaryota; Metazoa; Chordata; Aves; Passeriformes; Tyrannidae. Gene Ontology annotation, biological process: vesicle-mediated transport; protein targeting to vacuole.
UCUCCCCCAGAGGACCGCACGCUGGUGUUCGAGCAGCGGGGGCCGCUGCUGCUGGUGUCGGUGUCCCGCACGCGGCAGUCGGCGGCGCAGCUGCGGCGGGAGCUGGCGUUCGUGCACGAGCAGAUCCUGUCGCUGCUGACGCGCGGGGGCAUCGCCCGCGUCUUCGCGCGGCGCCGCGGCUUCGACCUGCGCCGGCUGCUGGCGGGCGCCGAGGCCGUGCUGGACCGGCUGCUCGGCGGGGCCGCGGCGGACGGGCGGCUGCUCCUGGGGGCUGCGCGCUGCCUGCCCCUGCCCGGGGGGCUGCGCCGAGCCGUGUCCGGGGCCCUGCGCCGCGCCGCCGCUGCCGCCCGCCCCGCGCCCGCCCUGGCCGUGCUGGCGGCCCACGGGCGCCUGGUGACGGCGGCGCGGCAGCGGGCGCUGGCUGAGGGCGGGCGGCUCUGUGCCAGCGACCUGCACCUGCUCCUCAACCUGCUGGGCGGCGGGGCGGGCGCGGGCGAGGUGUGGACCCCCGUGUGCCUGCCCCGCUUCAACCCCGACGGCUACUUCUACGCCUACGCGGCGAGGCUGGGCGAGGAGGAGGAGGAGGGCGUGACGCUGAUCCUGCUGUCCACGGAGCGCGAAGGCUUCUACGCGGCGGCCGCGUGCCGGCGGCAGCUGGAGGACACGCUGCGGGCGCAGGGCUGGCUGGCGGAGCUCGGCGCGGCCGUGCGGGGGGGCGCGGGGUACGGCCCCUCCCGCGCUGGCGCCCCGGAGCUCCGGCACUUCCUCUACAAACCCUUGGAGGGGCCCGAGGAGAUGCAGCAACUGCCUCAGUUCACCAGCCCCGAGCUGGAGGAGCCCUACACCAGCGAGGAGGAGCAGCACCGGCUCUUCGACCUGUACCACUACCUGCACAGCCGCGUGCACAGCCCCCACCGGCCCCUCCGCCUGCUCUACCACGUGGCCGAGAAGGAAACGCUCCUGGCCUGGGUGACCAGCAAAUUCGAGCUGUACAGCUGCUUCAGCCCACUGGUGACGAAGGCGGGAGCCAUCGCGGUGCUGACCAAGCUGCUGCGCUGGCUCAAGAAGGAGGAGGACUGGCUGUUCAUCCGCUACCCGGCGCCGUUCUGCGCCGCGCCCGCGCGCCCCGAGGGGGCCGAGCCCGAGGGCUGACAAUAAACACUGAGAACACA